Messenger RNA from Acanthamoeba castellanii str. Neff, 249 nucleotides. RefSeq lists its product as uncharacterized. Lineage: Eukaryota; Discosea; Longamoebia; Acanthamoebidae. The coding region runs from base 1 to 249 and encodes 82 amino acids. The transcript is spliced from 3 exons. The record is from RefSeq and is a predicted model, not a curated record.
AUGACGCAUCCAGCCCCCAGCGGCCAGGAGAAUCGAAUGACCCAGCUGCUGCUGGCCCAGGCAGAGGCGAUACGGGCGCUAAGCCAGGCAGCGUUGACCAGCCCGUCGACGGGCUCCGGCCGCGCCCCGGGGGAGCUCGAGCCGCUCCAGGACUGCCUCGCGCUGCUUCAGCUCUACGCCGGGAUGCUGGACGACCGCAGGCCCCGGCUGCUCCUACUCCUCAGCUCCCCCAGUACCAGCAUCAACUAG